AUGGCACCGAAUUUACCUAUCAGACCAAAUGUAUACGGAACAUCUGGGCCAACUGCUGGAGGCGUGGUGAACGAAAAUGUUCGGCUCUUGUGCCCACGCACAAACCUGUUGAGGCGCAUUAUAGCCAGGAGGCACCUUAAAUACGCCACUGUCCAGCGGCAUAUCAACGCUUCCCUCAACCUUCCUCACGAAGCUGCUCGUAAUCCGCCCACUGCACAGAACCGCACCGUUCAGAACCGCAGCGGCCAGUGCGCAGAGCACGAUCGCGGCUCCCGACGCGCCCAUCCUCUCCAGUUCCUUAACCUGCGCCGACCACACUCCUGGGUGAAAACAAAGUCCUAUAAUUAA
This is a messenger RNA of Striga asiatica, 348 nucleotides long. The record is from the annotation of a GenBank genome assembly. Lineage: Eukaryota; Viridiplantae; Streptophyta; Magnoliopsida; Lamiales; Orobanchaceae.